This is a messenger RNA of Alnus glutinosa, 385 nucleotides long. RefSeq lists its product as uncharacterized. The transcript has 3 exons. The record is from RefSeq and is a predicted model, not a curated record. Gene Ontology annotation, biological process: regulation of DNA-templated transcription. Gene Ontology annotation, molecular function: DNA binding. Lineage: Eukaryota; Viridiplantae; Streptophyta; Magnoliopsida; Fagales; Betulaceae. Bases 38 to 385 code for a protein of 115 amino acids.
AACAGAGGGUGAAGUCAUUGAUCCAUCCACUGAAGGAAUGACCCAGCUUAUAAAUGAUUCAUCAAAACCUAAAUCUGUUGAGUCAAAUGAAUAUUCUCGUGCUUCCAAUGAGUUGACGGAAUCAGAACCAGCUGAAAAUGAAGUUCAAUCACCUAUCAGAGGGGCCUCCAAAUCCAGAGCUAAGAAAAGCAGCAUGAAAGAUCAAAAGUGCAUUGUUUUUGCAUCCACUAAAAGAAGUAGCAGAUCAAAGCAAAGGGCAACCAGAGGUGGGUACUGGAAAGUGACCAGUAAGGAUCAAGAAAUCUUGUUUGAAGCGAGCUUGAUUGGAAAGAAAAAGAUUUCGAUAUAUUCUAUGAGGGGCUUACUCCAAACGACAAAAAACUGA